Messenger RNA from Strongylocentrotus purpuratus (purple sea urchin), 2769 nucleotides. RefSeq lists its product as uncharacterized. Bases 221 to 1342 code for a protein of 373 amino acids. The transcript is spliced from 2 exons. The record is from RefSeq and is a predicted model, not a curated record. Lineage: Eukaryota; Metazoa; Echinodermata; Echinoidea; Camarodonta; Strongylocentrotidae. Gene Ontology annotation, molecular function: tocopherol cyclase activity.
UGAGAUCACCGACGACGCAACAGGGUCAAUAACGAAAAUAUACUGUUGCAUAAACAAGAUUAGCGAUGUUGCGCAACAUCCCCUGCUUUCACACAGUUAAGGACUUAUAAACGUUGUACGCUCAUCCAUUGUGUGUUAUACAACUGUAGAAUUUGAGAGACGAGUUGACUAUAUUACCACAAAUCGUUCUUUAUCUAUAAGAGAUACAGUGUGACCAGCGAUGUAUUUCUUAGUCUUAAUACUGUGUGUCGUGGUGAUCAAUGAUGCCAGCCAGUAUGACCCUCAUCUUUACCCACCGACAGGGCCUUUCUUUGAGGGUUGGUACACCAGACUAACAGAUACAGACAACGACAGAUCAUUUGGUGUCCUCUUUGGUCGUGUACUCCCGAGAAACAGCCAGUCGACAUCAACAUCGACAUCAACAUGGGACUCGAACCCGACUACCUACAUCAGUCUGGUGUGCAGCAAAGGUCAAGGGUCACCCAUGGUCGUCGUCCAGGCUUACCCUGAUGAAGACGACAUCGAGGUUACGGUGCGUGGUGGUCGACCGAUAAACAAAGACCCCUCUCUGCAGGCACCAUCUUACUUCGAGUACGUUGUACGUCCGUAUGGAUUCUACAACGUAACUCCUAACUCGACUGUUUUUAGUUUCACCAUUGAUGGGGUGACGUUUGCAGGAAACUUUACCAGACCUCUACUGUGGGAUUCGACUGGGCAAGGUCCAGAAGGCUGGCUUACUGACCUGCCGAUGUUACCCAUCCAUUGGUUCGUCUACAGCCUUGGGACCCCAGGAAGCUAUACAUGGAACCAAUCAGGACGAGUCAUAUCAGGCAAGGCUCAUGCUCAUCAGGAGAAGAACUGGGGACAGGGAUUCCCGGCAGGUUGGAUGUGGACCCAAGCAUACAAUCGUACCGCAAACGCAACAUUCGCGGGAACCUUUGGAGUCGUGUCCUUUAAUCCGGUUAUCAGAGGCCCUGCCCAUCUCUUCGGCUACAGAAAUUUUGCGCGAAAUCUUCGUCUUGAUUUCAGGCCAGACAACUCGUUUACUACUCAGGACCGGCGUCCUUGUGAGGGUAAGGCUACAGUGAACAUCUACAGUCUACUUCACACCGUGGAGUUAACAAUGAGUGCUCCGGUAGAGACCUUUCAGAAGUGUCUACGUGGUCCAGUGGAAUCAGGCUUCCAGUACAACUUGGUAGAGACGUAUGUGGCCACCAUACGGGUAGUUAUCAAGAAACUUGGAUUUAGGGGUUUUAGUGUAAUUGAAGAUCAGAUAUUCUAUGGAGCGGCGUAUGAGUUCGGUAGAGAGUACCUUUGUCCUCAGAAUCCGUGCACUGAUUGAUUUCUUUAGCAGUCGUCUGAUGUAUGAGAAUUCUUAGUCCACUGACAUGACUGUGACAUAUGAUAUUCAUGAUACUGGGCAGCUUUAAGGGAAAGAAAAACGAUCUUUACAUAUAUGUUUGUUAUUUUCGAGCCAAUCUUGAGCUCUGGUAUGGGAAUCCUAUUUUGACAGAAAAUUGCUAUGAUUUAUUCUUGAUUUGUUUAUCCUGCAGUAGAGUGGUUGUUUGGAACAGUGAAAUUAAUACAAACGCACAAAAACUUACCUAAAGGGCAUUAUCUUCGAUAAAAACCACAUCUCCCAUUUGCACAUAGUGACCUGUGUUAAGCACGUGUCGGGCCUACUUACCCAGAUUCCUUAACUUUCCAUGCUCAUUUCCUAGCCACUAAACAUUUUCUACCAAAAUUGUUCGGCACUCGUCAUUUAUUUUUAAUCUUGAACAUUCAGUGUCAGUUUCAUUGGAUUCUGUAAGAAUGUAUUUUCUAUAUUUACCAGAACUCAAGUUUAUCUUUAAUUGACAUGGAGGUACAUAGUAAUUUUCUUUUUAUUUAGUUGAUGUUGUUACUUUGGCAGUCUGUCUGUUUAACUUACUAUAUGGCAAAGGAGUUCCUUUUUAAUGUUCACGAAAAUGUUAAUUGUUAAAUAAAGUUGGAAUAACAACCCUCCAAAUAUUAAAUACCUUUAUUUGGAUAUUGUGAAAUAGUAAAGAAACUUCAUACUUCUACGAUUGCCCUUUGUUUUACGAGUUGGUCGUAUGCAUAUGGAUGUACGUGCCAUGCACUUGUAGAGUAUAAUUUUAUAUCCUUGCCUUUUUGGUACCAUAUUUAUGAGAUGAGAUUUCAUGAUUGGCUACACACAGGUCAAUUUAGGUAACUUGGUCAAAAUCCACUUGAAUCUACUGAGAAGGUGGGUAAAGGAUUGAAAAACAAGCAAGAAAGGGUGUUUAUUUAUCAUAUUUGGUUAUAAAAUCAUGUUCAGGUUCAAUUUCUUGGAAUAUUUUCGAUCGCAUAUGACCACUUAUCGAUUUAUCAUCCAUGGCAGAAACAUCUCUGGAGAAGCAUAGUUGUCUUGCCUGGUUCAUAAGCCUAUAUGUGAGGGAGAACCUCUUGGACAUGUUGGAUGAAGUUCAUACCUAAAUCAUCAGGAAUUGAUACAGUUUCACGUCCAGUGGAGUAAACCACUUCUGCUAUGACCUCUAGGACAAGCCAAUCCCAUCUCCACGUGAAAAGCAGUGCUUACAUUAUCUGAAUAUCAUUCCGGCCCUAACCAUCAAAAUACCCCCUUGAAUAUGGUAUGGUGAGAAGCCAGCACGAUUACUCUAUAUACAGGUGCAUUUACAUUUUUACCUGUGGCCAAUUUCGUCCACUUUCAAGGCUCAUGAUAAACUUGCUAUUGUUAUUAUUAUUUGUAUCUUCAUAAUAACUAUUACA